Molecule: messenger RNA, 1365 nt
Organism: Eutrema salsugineum
Lineage: Eukaryota; Viridiplantae; Streptophyta; Magnoliopsida; Brassicales; Brassicaceae
Product: two-component response regulator-like APRR9
Exons: 3
Coding region: 67-1080 (337 amino acids)
Biological process (GO): regulation of DNA-templated transcription
Cellular component (GO): nucleus
Molecular function (GO): protein binding
Source: RefSeq, a predicted model, not a curated record
GGAAAACAGAGAAUAGUUAUUAGAGUGAGAGACACAGUGAGAGAGAGAGGGAUCGGAUCAUCGGAGAUGUGUAGCAAAACCAGUCCGGUCGGAGAAGAAAAACAGAGUACGACGAGAACAUCGAAGAGGAUCAAGAAGAGGAAAGACAGAGAAUCAACCACCAUGGACAAAUCUCCUUCGAAUCUUGAAAAGUCUCGUAAGGUCAGAACAAAGACGAAGAAACCCAAAUUUCUCAGUCUCAAGCUCGAACUCAACACAUCUCACGAGAUCAGCGAGGAUCCCGCAACCACGAAGAGCAAGAAGAAGAAGAAGAAGAAGAAGAAGAAAAAUCUAUCGAAACAGAGCAAGACGAAAGGAGCUGAUAGUGAUACGACGCCGUAUAAGGAGAAGAAGAGAGCGGAGACUCUGGUCGGAGAGAAAGAAGAAGAGCAAUACGACACCGUUGCAGCUUACCUCUUCAAUUCCGCCACCGACAGCACAAUUUCUUCGAUCCACGAUCUCCUCCCUUCCUCCGCCACCGAUGUCGAUUGCGGCGGAGGAAGGAAUCUGUCUGCGUACGAUCGUCAGGAGCACGGUUCUUCGUCUUCUUCGCUUCUACGGACUGCGAUGAGGAAAGGAGCGAGCGAGGAGGAGGAGACGACGGAGGAGCGGUGGGUGAGUUACUCGGAGGUUGUGGAGGAGGUUAUGAGUCGGAGCGGAACUCCACGUUGUUGCGGUGGCGACGGAAACGAUGGACGGCCUUCUCUGGCUUUGAAGCUUGAUUAUGAGCAGAUCAUGGAGGCUUGGUCGGAUAAAGGUACGCUUUAUGUCGACGGAGAACCGCCACAGACGGUGCCGGACUUGCAUGCUUCUGCUGAUGCGUUUACCGGCGGCGGAGAGGCGGGGAGUCUAUGGGCGGUGCCGGAGAUGGAGACGACAGAGAGGUUAUGGAGAGGGCAUAGAGAAGCGAGCUUGCUCCGGUAUAAAGAGAAACGGCAAAACCGCCUUUUCUCUAAGCGGAUUCGAUACCAAGUUCGUAAACUCAACGCUGAGAAACGCCCUCGUAUUAAAGGCCGCUUUGUGAAGAGAGACGAUUCGUAAACCACUAAAACCUGGUGGUUUGUGGACAGAAUAGUCUUCGGAAAAUAACCAAGUGGCGGAUGUUUGGUAUAUUAUAUUUUGUAACUUUUUGAGAAGGUAAGGCCUAACCGGAGUAUACCGAGAUAUGAAAGUGGGGUUGGUCUGUAUAGGGGUCUUGACCAGCUCGGUUAUGCCAAAGUUUCGGUUUUGUUUGCCCAUUUUAGUUCUAGUUGACUAAUUUGUACGAAAUCAUCUGAACAAUAAUAAUAAUAAAAGUGGAUAUCAACGAUGAGUUAUUUGAUUGCA